This is a messenger RNA of Lymnaea stagnalis (great pond snail), 8486 nucleotides long. NCBI's taxonomy places the organism in Eukaryota, Metazoa, Mollusca, Gastropoda, Lymnaeidae. The record is from the annotation of a GenBank genome assembly.
CAAUCGUUGAUAUUUGCUGGAUGAAAGUCGCGGCAAAACCUUGAUGUUGUAGACGUGUGUAGUUUAGAGGGACAUUGAUACGUCGUAGUGGCUACACUUUGCGUGCGGAUACAUGAAGAAAACAAAACAAAUGGAAGCUAGUUUAUAAUUUAGGCUUAAACUCGAGUCCUUUGUUUGUAAUAUUACCACAUCACGAAGUACUCGAGAGGAAUUCUUCAUUUUGGACAAACAAGGUGAGUAACUCGUUCUGUGCUAUUUUAAAAUGAACGUACAUCUCUGAAUCUGAAAUUGAUAACGUCUUAAUCAGCGUUUCUCAACUGUGGGUCGCGACCGCUUUUGGGGAUCGAACGAUCCUUACAGAGGGGUCGCUAAGACCAAAGGAAAACACAUAUUUAUGCAGUAGCAAAGAAAAUAAUUUUAUGGUUGGGGGGUCACCGCAAUAUGCGGAACUGGAUUAAAGGGUCGCGGAAAUAGGAAGAUUGAGAACCACUGAUCUAAUAUGUUAGUCGUUUCUUAUUUAGAAUUGUACGCCUUCAUCUAUAUUUUGAAUAUGAACCAGCUAAAAUGAUUUAGUUUGAGUCAAUGGAAGUGGUUUUGAAGACUUGGAAAUGCAAGCUCUAUGUGGUGACGUAAUAACUGUUUUUUCUUGACGACAAAACUAAUGCUGUUUGAUCUGAUCGAUUUUUUGGUGAGAUUGACUGAACUUAUGGUGAGAUUAAUUGAAAUUUAGGUGAGAUUCACAGAACUUUAGGUAAAAGUAAAAUUGACCUUUAGGUAGAAUUAAAUGACCGCUGGGUUAGAUUGACUGACCUUUAGGUGAAAUGAACUGACCGGUCGGUUAGAUCGCCUGAAUCCAAGAAUACAUUGAGGGAUCGCGAAACGGGAUUGGACUUCAUUGAGAAAACAUUAAUCCAUCCAAUGACACCGCUUUGUUACCACAAGAAAGUCCCGGGCCAAUGAUUAUCACCCCAUACAUCUCGCCUCGGCAAUCCUGGCUCAUUGUUACACUAUACCAUUGUUGCUAAUCCACCCCUGGACCCACCAGUGAUUGGCAUCAUUGGAAGCACGAGUGCUAUUUGAUCGUGAAGUCUUAGGUUCAUAAUGUCGCCAGGAGUACCGCGUAGGGAAGAGUGGGGUGAAGGUUGCGCCCCCCCCCCCAACCGGGCGUUAUUUUUUGGUGUUGCCAUGUUCGCCCCACUGCCUGCACUUUGUACGGCUUACGUUUUAUGUAUAUACUUGUUUUAUGUAUAUACUUGUUUUAUGCAUACAGAAAUAGACGACAUGACGACUGACAGAGUAAGCUAACACCGAGUAAGAUGACAGUGUAAGCUAGCACCGAGUAAGAUGACAGAGUAAGCUGACACCGAGUAAGAUGGCAGUGUAAGCUGACACCGAGUAAGAUGGCAGUGUAAGCUGACACCGAGUAAGAUGACAAUGUAAGCUGACACCAAGUAAGAUGACAGUGUAAGCUGACACCGAGUAAGAUGACAAUGUAAGCUGACACCCAGUAAGAUGACAAUGUAAGCUGACACCCAGUAAGAUGACAGAGUAAGCUGACACCGAGUAAGAUGGCAGAUUAAGCUGACACCGAGUAAGAUGACAGAGUAAGCUGACACCGAGUAAGAUGGCAGAUUAAGCUGACACCGAGUAAGAUGACAGAUUAAGCUGACACCGAGUAAGAUGACAGAUUAAGCUGACACCGAGUAAGAUGACAGUAAGCUGACACCGAGUAAGAUGACAGUAAGCUGACACAUAGUAAGAUGACAGAGUAAGCUGACACUGAGUAAGAUGACACAGAUUAAGCCAACACACAGAUUAAGCCAACACACAGAUUAAGCCAACGCACAGAUUAAGCCAACACACAGAUUAAGCCAACGCACAGAUUAAGCCAACGCACAGAUUAAGCCAACGCACAGUUUAAGCCAACGCACAGUUUAAGCCAACGCACAGUUUAAGCCAACGCACAGAUUAAGCCAACGCACAGAUUAAGCCAACGCACAGAUUAAGCCAACGCACAGAUUAAGCCAACGCACAGAUUAAGCCAACGCACAGAUUAAGCCAACGCACAGAUUAAGCCAACGCACAGAUUAAGCCAACACACGGACCAAGACGACACGUAGGGUUUGGCACUAUGUUACACCAGAAACGACAAAGACGGUGCCGAUGGACAUUUCAAUCUCAAAAUUUUUAUUGCAGUCCUUCUCGAAAAUAAAACUAAAUGAAGGUAGCAAUAUACUUUUACCAAUGCCUCCUGAAAAGUCUAUACUUAUCUCCAAUGAAAUCUGUUGACCCAGAGCUUAAUUAUUUAAAAAUGAAAAUUAUAUCCAAACAGCAGCUGAUGAAUCGUUGAAAGAAUGUAUCGCCUUAUCAUACGGGGUUACUAUUCAUACCACUUGCGACCUUGCGAUCUAAAAUCACGCACAUUUUCCCAUACUUGGGCCCUAGGGUAGUGGUUAACACCUCUAGAGCAAGCUCUUUGGAUUAAAACUUUUGGGUAGCUCGCGUGAGCCACCACGUUCAUAUUGGGCGAUAUAAAUGCAUCAUAGUUUUAGUGGGAAUUUGAAAACCUGGUUCACUUUUUGUUGUACUUUGAUAAACGAGCUUUCAUCAUCAAAAUUAAAUUACCAAGAGGGAAGAUGACUCACCAUUGUACCAUUGUUGGUGACUCUUGUGUUUAAAAGGUUGAAUUCUCCGUCAGAGACAUAGAUUGCCUAAAAUAGCAUAGAUCCAUCUUUUAUUGAAUUCAUUGCAGACGUCUGGCCAAUCAUUCAAAUAUGUUGGUGCGCACUGGUUCGCGCCUCUCGGCUGCGUGUGUGGCGUUUUGUGGGGAUAUCAGCUAAGCCAUUCUUUGGGGGAAUAUCAGCUAUACAAUUAUUUGGAGGAAUAUCGGCUAACCCAUUCUUUGGAGGGGGGGGGGGGGGGGGGGGGGGGAAGGGGAUAUCCGCUAACCCAUUCUUUGGUUGGGGGGAGGGGUGUCAAUUUGUUACCAAAGAAAUGAGCUAUGGAUCUGUUCCUCUGCUCUAUUCUCCCAAAACCGCGGGCACGUGCCAUUGAUCCCCACUAUCAUGAUUGGUUUCCAUCUGUUUCCAUGGAUAGUUCUACUAAAGAAUAUCAUUUCACAUUUUGUGGACGUUUAAAGAAAAAACUCAAAUUGUCCUUAAGCAUCUUUUAGAAAACUUUUUUUUUUUUGGCCCAUCGGUUCCCAGAUCUCGUUUGAGAUACGCAGAGGCUCACCGAGCCCGAUUAAAGUUUCGGAAGCCUCGCGCAAAACAGAUGAGCAUUUGUGUGUGUGUGUGUUAAAAUGUGCCCUUUCAACAGGUCUACAAGAUAUAACGGAUAGGGCACGUGUAGGAUCAUGGCGUUGUAUUCGGAACGGUUUUAACUGCACAUGCUAUGAAUUCGGCCGACAGGUGGGCCACGGACGGUUAGGCCUAAUUAAUCUGGCAAAUGGAGAUGCGAUCUGUCAAGCUAGAUCAAAUAUUUGAACCCAAAAUAAUACAAACUUCAUGAUCAAAUAUUUGAGCACACUCUUCAGGGUUUAUCCAUCAGCUCUUGUAUGGCGUCAGUUUAAGUUCAUAUUUUUUUAUUUAUUUUUGUUUCUCUUUCCUGUUUUACUGUCCCGACCAUCUGCGCUUAUAUUUCGUUAAGAGAGCGCCAACAGCGUUUGCACAGAGUUCGACGGACCGGCCGAUAAGUUCUGGGGAUGGCUACAGGGACCGAUUUCAGAUUAUGUUUUAUUUUGAGAUAUUUAAAGAUAAAAUGGGCCUAAUUUAACAAAUGGUUUCUUUAAGAAAAAUAGUUUCUUUAUUAUUGUGAUCGUUUUAGAUCUGUGGUACAUGAUUAAUUGGGCAUGGUUUGUUGUCUGGGCUGUAGAUCUGUGGCACAUGAUUGGGUAGUUUAGUUGUAGAUGGUAGGUCGAAUACAGUCCAUCAUUGGCAAGUUAUAAAAAGAUAUGAACGAGCUCUGCACUGUUAAAUAUUAUUUAUUCUUCACAUCCGUAAAUAAUUUCACGUUGUAAUAAAGCGAAUCCAGGCUUUGGCCUUUGGUUGAGAUGGGUGAGAACGAGGAGUUGAUGACCAGCCCUCAAAUGCUGUCCUGCGCUUUACUUAAGCCAAAGUCGAGACGACCACAACUUUGUGAUAGGUAAGUCAUGGAAAGGGGGGGGGGGCCUCGCCUGAUUAAAUCUAUCCACUUUGGUACGCAUGGGUUAGCCGUGUGUGUGUGUGUGUGGGGGGGUCAUAGUUGUAUUCUCUCCCUUCCAUAUUCUCUCUCCCUCUCUCCUCUCCCUCUCCUCUCCCUCCUCAUUCUCACCUCACUCUUCUCUCUUCACUCUCUCCCCCUUUCUCUCCUCACUUCUCGCUCUCUCUCUCUACACUCAUCCCCAUCCUUCUCUCUCUCUCUCUCUCUCUCUCUCAUUUCUUACUCAUUUUCUCUAAGAAACACAAAAGAUGCUUUCUUAAUUUCUGAAAUACUGAUUAACAUUCUGCCAAAUUCCCGUUGUCUCCCACUUUCCCGUUGUCUGCCACUUUCCCGUUGUCUGCCACUUUCCCGUUGUCUGCCACUUUCCCGUUGUCUGCCACUUUCCCGUUGUCUGCCACUUUCCCGUUGUCUGCCACUUUCCCUUUGUCUGCCACUUUCCCGUUGUCUGCCACUUUCCCGUUGUCUGCCACUUUCCCGUUGUCUGCCACUUUCCCGUUGUCUGCCACUUUCCCGUUGUCUGCCACUUUCCCGUUGUCUGCCACUUUCCCGUUGUCUUGCCACUUUCCCGUUGUCUUGCCACUUUCCCGUUGUCUUGCCACUUUCCCGUUGUCUGCCACUUUCCCGUUGUCUGCCACUGUCCCGUAAUCUUUCUCUCUCCCCAAAUGUUCAUUUCAUGAACUCACACGCCUCCUCAUAAAUAACAACAGAUUUAUUCCUAUUCGACGAAAACUGAACUGCGAUGUCCUCUGUCAGUCGCUUAUGGACACGUCGCCAGUAAAAUCGAUGAACAGUCCAGCAUUCAGCACUGCAUCCAGCUCACCUUCCACCUCUCCAUCUACUUCUCCAUCCACUGAUCCAUCAUCUGCAGCCAGCCCCGCAUUCGUCUCGAAAUUCCCAGUUCAGGAGCAGUUCAGCCCAGGUGCCUCUGCAUUCACUUACAGACAACAAUUGGGGCGGGCCAUGGAACAGACCCCACAACGAAUUUUCUCAUUUUCAUUAAGGUAUUUUUAAAAAAAAAUAGUUUUAUAAGCCCUACGACUUUAUCUUGAGUUUGGGCUACAGACCAGUAGUCUAUUCCAUAAACACAGUGGCUGUGUCAUGAACCACACAUUUUAUAAUCUCUAAACAAACUUUUUUGCAGUGUCACAAAAUGUGUCUUUUAUUCCUAUGCCCCACAGCGAAUCACCGAGUGGCCCGUGCCUGGAUAGGUAUCCAUGGAACGUCACGCACACAUCCACGUUUAGCCCAUUUUCGAGAGGCAAACCAAGUCGAGAAUUUCCGCACGAUCCUGAAAGGGUUUUGUCUAUUCCAUACAUACGUGAUGACUUCUACAGCAGGUAUCUUCUAGUUCCUUGUUUAAAAGUUAGCAUCUAGCAUUGCGUCCUAUUUUGAUAGCAGUUAUGCGACCUUAAAAAGUGCUUCACCUUCUAAUAACAGGGAGUUAAAAAUUGACUUUGCUACUGUUGGAGCUAUCAUAAUUAUUCUUUGAAUUCUUUGAUCUUUCAUCACAGCUAAUUGAGAAAGUUGAUUUAAAAAAAAAAAUAUCUAUGAUCUUCCAAUCCCGUGGGCCUGAUACAAAAAAAAUAAAUAAAAUAAUAGUAACUUUCAUUGUCUCUGUUUUUGCAUGACCAGCGUGAUGGAUUGGGGCAGCAAAGAUUACCUGGCCUUGGCAUUGGGCAGUCGCACGUACUUGUGUAACCUGGGGCUCAGCAGCGGGCGCAACAUUGAAAACGCCAAGAUUUCGUCAGGGGAAAACCAGCACAGACCUUCCAGCGUGAAAUGGAACAAGGACGGUCGCGUACUUGCCAUAGGAGAUACUCAGGUAAGUAAGAGGCCCAACAGCCACGCUGCAGUUUUUCAGACACGUUUAUUGGGACAGCACCAUUUAGGGUACAGAGAGAUGUCUCGUCUUGUUAAAAGAUCCCUUCGGAAAACUGCAAAACCAACCGCACAAUUCGGCGUGCGGGCUCAAUGACGUCAGUGGGCACAUGCGGUAAAGUCAUGAGACCGAAAGCAGGAGCAAGCCUCCCUGGACAUAUUUCACAGAAGGCAUUUUUAAUGCUAGUAGAAAACUUCUCCCGAAACAAUACACGUCUCCCAACAAUAAACCUACAUCGUCCGGCCAGGCAGCCAUUUUCUUCUUGCCAUUUCUACAUUGGAGGUAAGAGUGCCACAAUGUGUAAGGUCUGCUGAAGAUUCGUGUAACUCCCAAAUAUAAUAUACUCUACGGAGAAACACAAAAUCUUUUUGCUACAGAAAUAUAUACUUUACUGAGACAACCAAAGCUUUCUUUUGCCACAGAGAAAAGCUCUCGUUUACAGGCUCUCCCGGUUUUCAAAAAGACAUCAUUUAAAGAGUAUUAUAUAUAUAUAUAUAUAUAUUUUCACAUUUAGAAGUAUUUUUGAGAUACUUCUUCAGCGAUGAGUGGUGAUAACUCUCCUGCGUGGUUCGAUCAUUCAAAAAUGUCUAGUAAUUGAAGAGUGUAAAACACGAUUUUGACUGGUUCAAGACUUGUUGCUCUCGUGCUUUCUGAACGAGGUUUGAAUGCGAAAAGUUGAAUAAUAUUUUACCAUAACAUCUGAUACCAUCACCAACUCGAUGUUUUUUUUACUGCUGGAUUUGCUUAUUAACUUAUCUGCAGGCUUUUAUGUACGAUAACAUCUUUGCUGACUGAAGAAUGAGAUAUUAUAUUAUUUGAUUGAGUAGAUUCGUUGUAAAUUUUUUUGGGUUUGUUUCAGGGACUGGCCAGAUUCGUUGAAUUAUCUAAUGUGGACUCAGGGGACGGUCAGUCGUAUCAAAUGUGCAGUAGCCACAUUGGCUGUCUGGAGUGGUUCGGGUCUGUGCUCUACUGUGGGUCUAGGGACAGAAACAUCUAUGUCAUCGACACGCGGGCGCCACCCCAGGGUCUAGGUCUGCUAAGGUCUAGACGUGCGUCUGCAGUAAGUAGGCUGUUGUCGGGAGUGGUGUGGUUGUGUCAGUUGUCAAAGUGAGGCGGGUCGUCAGAGCAGCGUGGGGUUUUUGCCAGUUGUCAAAGAGAGGCGGGUUGACAGAUCCGGAGAGGUUAACAGUUGACGGCGUGGACUAGAUUACAGUCCGUUGACAUGAUUUUCUUCAUGGACACUUGUUUCCCUCAGCUAAGUCUCCACUUCUCUUUUCUACAUGCGAAUUGAUCAUGCUUGAUCUCCUGAAUUCCUAUUCCCAAGCUGUUACGAUCACCGGUUUGGGGGAGGGGUGUUCUUGGCCACCCUAGGUAGAUAAGUGUUCCCCAUUUCCUAUACCCAAGCCGUGACGAUCACCAAGGGGAAACUACCGCAGGUAGAUAUUCCAAAUACCCAAACACCGAGUUUUAACGUGACACAUACAGACAUACAGACAUUUUAGGAGUAUAUUUUUAAUUGAGAUGUAAUUAUUAUUUAAAUACUAUAAAUCAUUAAUUUAAAAUAAGCGUUUAUUUUAAAAAAGUGAAAAGAAGCGCAACUUGAAUGAAGAAAAUUUUUAUUUUACGAUGCAUCCGGGGGCCACAAUAUUUAACGUGUCGGGCCCCCCGAUUUGGCCAUCACUGACCCAAAACAAUCAUUGCGUGCCUACGUUUAGGAAUUCUUAGGUCACUUAUUUGGGCCAAUGGGUGUACAUUACAGGUCACGAGUCUCAGGCUGUCUCCAGACGAGACUUUACUGGCAUGCGGGUGUGAAGAUGGAGUCAUCAGACUGUGGUGCUCCAGGACUUACUCCAUCAUAAGGGAGAUCGUUGCACAUAGAUCUUCCAUCAAAGGUUUGCCAUUAGUUCUCCUUUUCAUUAUGUUCUGUCCUUGUUUGGAGAAUCUUUGCCCGACAGGUUGGGCUGUUAAAAAUUAAACGUAUGUGUUAUACGUAUUUCUAUAUAUUUGUGUGUUUCAAUUAAUGUAACUUACGGUGUUCCGCAUUCAUUCAAGCUGCAUGUUUGGAGGCCAAGCACCCUACAUGAUUGCCACAUAACGGCCAAUGGACGUCAUCGAAUGUUAAAAUCCCAAAACGAUUAGUAAAUACAAGGAUUGACAACGUUCUGAAAUGAAUGCGACGACGCCAUAAGCCAUUUAUUUAUCUUCUACUCAUUCCACCGUAAGUGCUUGCAAGCAAAGCCAAUAGUAAUAAUUGUGUGUCACUUUGUGAACUAUUCUCUCAGCCCUUGCAUGGUGUCCGUGGAACAGUUCAUAUCUGGCCAGUGGGGGUGGUUGCAACGAUGGCCGCAUCAUCUUGUGGAACAUCAACAACGGCCAGCCUGUUUCUGUGCAAGACACUUUCAUGCAG